GCAAGCAAAAUAAACUGACAUUUCUGUUUUAUCACUCCGUUUCUUAGCCAAUUUUAAUAAACAAUUAUUCAAGCAAACGUUUUGCCAUGAGUGCGCCACUAACGUUAAUUACUCAGCCAAACCAGACUUUUAAAAACAGUUAUUGCAGCUGCAGAAACCUAAAGUCUCGUGUCUACUAGUCUCAUUUAUUGGUUGUGCAGUUGUACAUCUGUUCUCAUCUGCCACACAGUUAUUAAAAGGUCAUUCAAGCUGCUACGUAGCUUUGCAUCGCCAAUGGUACAAAAGGGAAACAACAACUCAAAGUGGAAUGGCUACACGAGAGAGCGAAAACAACCAUCUUUUGAUCAACUCAUCAAUGUUUAGUACAUACACAUCAUCUACAAGUGUAACAGUAGCAAGAAAGGAGCAUGAGAGAAGCAGUCUAUUAAGCUUUAAAAACUAGAAUAUGCUUAAAAAGGGAUUUACUAACCACAGAGAAAGAAAAAGAAAUACAAUUCAAAAUACUCUCUUUUCAAAAAAAAAAUAUCUUGAAGUGGCUGUGACUAGCAGCAGUAUCAAAAGUCCCCUUUAUUUAAAAUGUAUUUCCGCAAUCAAUUUUUUCAAAAGACUUUCCGCUCUGGGCUUAAUUUACAUGUUUUUGGCAUCACACUGCUCUUAAGUGAAACCCCAGAAGACAAUUUUCCUCUGCAGUUUUACUAGACAGCACUUUCCUAUUUACCAACGCUUCACUGAUAAAUAUGAUCUGGAUUUUAACACCAUGUGCACUAUGUACAAAACAAAAACUAAACUUAAAGAACGAUUAGGAUGCCUUCGCAGAUUUUGAGGUCGGAAAUGUAUCCAGAAUAGAAUUGGGUAAUCUUGAAAUGAACUGAAUUGUGAUUUUUGACAAGAGGGGAAACCACCCCAAAAACAAGCAAACAAAAAGGGUAAGAUACUCCCGUGAACUACAGCCACUCCAAAAUUAACUGCCAUGAGUUUUUGGUUGGUAAAUCAUUACUUAAAAAAACCAAAAAACAAACAAACAUGAAAAAAAAAAACCAAAAAACAAAAAACCUCUUUUCACUCAUCCGAGUCACGUAUCAAUACAUGAUUUAAAAAGCAAAUCUUAAAUUACAACAGUGAUGUUUUUGUCUGUGGAGGACUUUUGUUAUCCUAAAUGCCAAGAAUUAAAUUGCAGACUUAAUAAAAGGGCUGGGUUUUGUUUUUCCUUUUUAAAAACAGGGUUGACCCUCACACCCAUCACCGGUCCAUCAUGCUGAGGAUCAUCUCAGGAGUCAGGUCCCCGUUCGGAGGGGCUUCAGACAGCUGCCCCGCCUGCGUGGCACCCUCUCCCUGGGUCAGCUCCUCCAUCUGGAUGGUCGACUUCCCUCCACCCACCACCACCUCCUGUGCGGCCUCAUUGGCAUCAUCGUCUUGGUCGGCUCCGACCUCCUUCUUCACAAUGAUGUCGUCGACCUCUCCGGUGGCCUCGUCCUCCACACGGAUGAUAGCAGCCGCUGUUUAGGACAAUUUCAGGAGACAAUAAUCGAGAGUGAAAAUGAAGUCCUUGAGCUCAUGGGGCGUGUGGAUGAAGGAGUUGAAGAGUUCUUUACUAAGAGAGUACUGCCUGCUGAUACACUGAAGCUGCAGGAUGAGGAAUCUAUCACAGUGCACGAAGUGGCUCCUGCCAGCUCUGUCCCUUGUCCAGCCCCGACGAAAACCCUCCGGAGGAAGCUGGGUGAUUUCUUUACACUCAAAAAGAGGCGAGGUUUGAAAUCAGAGACGAGCCAUGAGGGGCGUCCCAAAAAGGCCUCCAUUGCUGAUCUCAUUCGCCCUCUCAGGGAGGUUGCGAGAUCCGAGAAAGACAAAGACAAAGACAAAGACCGAGUAAAGGAGCACGACAAGGAAAAUGAAAAGGAGAAAGCAAAAGAGGCUCCCACUGCUGUUUCUGGAGAGCCAGCUGUUCGGGAGACACCUGUUUCUGGUGCUCCGCCGCUGAGGGGCGAAGCAGUGCCUCCCCGCCGAGCUCUCAGAGAGGGGAAGUCCCAGUCUCUCAUUUUGCUAUCUGGCUCAGCAGCAGCGGGGUCGACCAAUGCCAGAAACACAGCAAAGAAACAAUUUGAAGGCCAGAAUAGCUUUGAACAGAAGCUCCAUCUCAUGCUUCAGCGUAUUGGAGUUUCCAAACCCCUGCCAGGAGAGACACAGGAUCAAGAAGGAGAGAUGAAAAAGGCCGAGUCUGAAGGUACCAUCAUUGACAGUAAACCCGAGCCACCUCCCACUUUCUCAAAACCUCGAACGAUGUCUGCAUCAUCAGACACAAGGCAUCAGAUUCGGGCAAGUGUGUCAGCGCACGAAGGAGCCGGGAAACCCGCUCUGCUUCCAAAGCCGGUUAUCAAACCGGGGCCACCCCCCACAACAUCCGGCCGCAACACACCUGAGAACGAGCUGGCCCAAAUACAGGAAGCAGAGACACACACGCCCACUAAACUCAGCCCAGCCGCGGCGCCGUCACCUCCGGCCACCACCGCUCCCGCUGCACCGACAAUCUCAAACGCGGUCCCCGACUCGACCGACUUUGAAGCUCCCCCUUCGAGUACUGUAACUCCCUCACACGCAGAUGUAUGCACUGACUCUCCCGCAGCAAUCUCCGUCCCCAAAACUACGACCACACCCACAGAGCCCCCCACCAACGCAUCCGUUACCCCCACCUCCUCAGAGUCUGUUACUCCAAGCCUCGCUGUCACUUCCACCUCAGCAGCAACUGUUGCCGGGCCUUCCAUUACCACCUCGGAAACUGUUUCUGCUCCCAGUGACGAAAGCCCUGUUUCCACGGCGCCAACAAAUCUGUCAGCCAAAUCGACUUUGCCAGAGCCAAAUGGCGUUCUCUCACUUGAUGUUGCUCCUGCUGCUGGUGGUGAUGCAGCUAUUUCUGUCACCACCACAGCUUCUGCGCCCUGCACCAGCGUGUCAGAUGUGCCGCCGGGCUUGUCUACCACCACCAUCAGCGAAGUCAGUCAUGAACCAGCUUCAGUCACAUCCAGUAGCUCUUCAACAUUAGUCACUAUGACUACAUCACCUCCCUCUGACUCAAGUGAUGUAAUUACAGUAACAAUUUCACAUGACCCCACCUUUACCACUUCCUCCACCAUGGUCUCUGCUGCCCUUCCUCCUACCACCUCAGCACCUUCUACCACUCCUACAGCUCAACCUCAACCCCAAUUAUCCACUGACUCCAUUAACUCCGCUUCUUCAUCUACCGCCAUUCACCCAGCCACUACGUCCGUUCCCUCCACCUCUUCUAGUGAAACAAACCCUACAGACACCACUUCCACUGCUACCAGUCUGAACCGAGCAGAAACCACCUCCACCGCUAGUUCGUCAACCUCCGGUGCAAUUAGCUCCCCACUCACGACUGGGUCAGAGCCACCUUUUCCCAACAAUGUUGACACUAAGCUCACACCAACUAUCUCUAGCCCGCCCACUACUGAUAACACAAGUUCUGCUGCACCACCCGCUAGCGAUAGUCCAGGCCAAGAUAACGUAAUCCAGAUAUCUGAUGAGAGAUCCGGUGUAGGGCCUGCAGAAAAAGGCACUGCAGCAGAUGGGGAACAAACGAGCAAAGUACUUGAGGCAGACGAGAAGAAGGAAGUGGUUGACAGUCGGAGUCAGAGUGAGAAACCAACCGUGGCCCAGAGUGAACCGACAACGAAAGAAGAGCGGGAAGAAAGUGUGAAAGCUGAAGCAGACAUACCGGCUGAACCUGCAGCAGUGGAGGAUGGUGAGCGCUGCACAGAGGAAGCAGUGAUAGUGGGUCAAAAGCAAGAGGAAACUAAACCAGUGAGUGAUAAGUGAGGAAAAAAAGAAAAUGCUAAACAUGGGACCAACUACUGUGACGGAGGAGGGGGCAGGAGAGGCCACAGUAAAGGGUGAAGCAGAGGGAGGGGAAUGAUGAUCCAUGGCACUUCCUACAGGGACCACCACAUCACAGCAGCACACCACAAAGGGUGGGCCACUGGACCAAAGAACUGAGAUCCCCUCGGUGUGACGUAAUCAACAAAUCCAGCAGUGUCUUUGUCCUUUUUUAACUUAUGUUUGAGGUUUUGCAUUGCACGUGUGAUUAUGUACCAUAAGACAAUUAUUGUGGUAAAAAAAAAUACACAAUGUUUACAAUAGAUGGAUAAGAGACAUAGUUAUGACUAUUAAAUGGAGUAUUGAAGUGA
Neolamprologus brichardi is the source of this 4199-nucleotide messenger RNA. The record is from RefSeq and is a predicted model, not a curated record. NCBI's taxonomy places the organism in Eukaryota, Metazoa, Chordata, Actinopteri, Cichliformes, Cichlidae.